GUAUCCAUUCUUGUAUCCACAGGUAUAUGAAGACUGGACAAUGGCCCCAGGAGAAUUGGGAGAUGUUCCUGUUACAGUAUUCUCAGCUGCUCAUCCUCCAAGUUCCAGAAAGAGGCCGUAUAUUGAAAGGGCAUUACAGGCCAGUCGUGUAUACAGACAUCCAGGACUACUAAAGUACAUCGAUGGUGGUAUUAUAGGGGAAGUUGUUGUAAUAACCGAAAGAGCAAAACCACUGCUACACCACGACUUGGAUCAAAUGUCACCACUGCACAUCUCAGCUGGAUUGUUGUCCAUUAUAGAUACUCUGGUUUUUCUUCAUGAUAGGGCUGGUGUAAGUCAUAAUAAUGUCAGUGCUGCCAGUAUAUUCAUCACUAGUGAUGGAACAUGGAAAUUAUGGGGACUGGAGUAUUCAUGCAGUUUUGGGGAGCUAACUCGAGAUCACAUUGAACACAUUAAUGGUUACUGUCAUGAAAAAUCAAUACCACCGGAUGAUAAAGCAAGAAUAACACCUGCAUAUCAACAUGCUCGCGAUUCUUAUGCAUUUGCCUGUCUCGUAGAAGAAAUUUUAACACCUGACAGAGUGGCAGAUAUUGCCGGGGCGGAAGAGUUCAUUUCUUGGCUUCGCAGCAGCGGCAAGAACAAGGACUGGACACAGAGGCCUCGAUUAUCUCUUUUAGCAAACCACCAGAUAUUCCACCAUGACUUUUUGAAACUCCACCACAAUCUUACCAAUGUCCUCCUGCUUUCGGAUCACAAGAGGGAAGAAUUUGUCAAGUCUUUAGCCGACUCCCUGUGCAAGUAUCCAGAGGAGCUGGUUUCAAGUACCUUGGCUGGAGCACUAUUGAGUCGUCCUCUGCUACUGCAUCCAGCAGCUGCAACCCAUCUUAUGCCCAAGCUGCUCAUACCUCAGUCAAGCUCAGAAAAAGAAGGGGAAUCUGGACUGUUUUCCCCAGAGGUCUUCCGUCGGGACAUUAUCCCACAGGUGGUGAGGCUCUACAGCGUCCAUGAUGCUACCGUGAGAAACAUUCUCCUCACUUUCCUCCCCCACUACGUGUCACUGAUUCCUGAAGACAUCUUAGCUAAUGAUGUUCUGCCAGAACUUCUUUUGGGUAUACGAGAUUCCAGUGAUACUCUAGUGACAGCAACACUACACGCUCUCGCACAUUUAGUUCCUAUCCUUGGAGCCAAUAGAGUCAUAGGGGAAAAUCGGCAGCAUCUCUUCACCACUGCCAAACCCAAGGCAGCAGCAAGUUUGCCAGUAGGGAAAGGAAUGGUGCCUCAUCAACUAAAAAAUAGUGAAGGAACGGCCAAGAACACCAACGUUAAGCCAUGGACCACUUCUUCCAAAAGAACUAAAUCUUCAGGUAUGUAA
Messenger RNA from Penaeus monodon (black tiger shrimp), 1372 nucleotides. Its product is annotated as protein-associating with the carboxyl-terminal domain of ezrin-like. Lineage: Eukaryota; Metazoa; Arthropoda; Malacostraca; Decapoda; Penaeidae. The transcript has 9 exons. The record is from RefSeq and is a predicted model, not a curated record. The coding region runs from base 41 to 1372 and encodes 443 amino acids.